Molecule: messenger RNA, 933 nt
Organism: Zygosaccharomyces rouxii
Lineage: Eukaryota; Fungi; Ascomycota; Saccharomycetes; Saccharomycetales; Saccharomycetaceae
Gene: PHB2
Product: prohibitin subunit PHB2
Exons: 1
Coding region: 1-933 (310 amino acids)
Biological process (GO): mitochondrion organization
Cellular component (GO): mitochondrion; membrane
Source: RefSeq, a predicted model, not a curated record
AUGAACAAACCAGGAGAUUUCCAGAAGUUUGCCAAGGUAUUUCAACAGCAGUUAUCUCGUGUACAACAGAGCGGUGGUAGACGUGGACCUGGUGGUCCACCAAAUUCCCCUCGUGGAGCACUCGGUGCAGCAGGUGCACUACUAGCUCUUGGUGGUGGUGCAUUCUUCUUCAAUAAUGCGUUGUUUAAUGUUGAUGGUGGUCAUAGAGCUAUUGUCUAUUCCCGUAUUGGUGGUGUUUCCUCUAGAAUUUAUCCUGAAGGUACACAUCUCCUCCUACCGUGGUUUGAAACACCUGUGGUUUACGACGUGAGAGCUAAACCACGUAACGUUGCAUCCCUGACUGGUACUAAAGAUUUGCAAAUGGUUAACAUAACUUGCAGAGUUCUUUCACGUCCAGAUGUCGGACAGUUACCAGUUAUCUACCGUACAUUGGGUCUUGAUUACGAUGAAAGAGUUUUACCAUCUAUUGUGAACGAAGUUUUGAAGGCCGUCGUUGCACAGUUCAAUGCAUCUCAGUUGAUUACCCAGAGAGAGAAAGUUUCCAGAUUAAUUCGUGAGAACUUAGUUCGUCGUGCCAGCAGAUUUAAUAUCCUUUUAGAUGAUGUUUCCAUUACCUACAUGACAUUUUCACCUGAAUUUACGGCUGCAGUGGAGUCUAAGCAAAUCGCUCAACAAGAUGCCCAAAGAGCCGCAUUCGUUGUGGACCGUGCACUACAAGAGAAGCAAGGUUUGGUUGUUAAAGCUCAAGGUGAUGCCAAGUCCGCGGAACUAAUUGGUGAGGCGAUCAGAAAAUCAAAGGAUUACGUCGAAUUGAAAAGAUUAGAUACCGCUAGAGAAAUCGCACAAAUUUUGUCACGCUCACCAAACAGAGUGGUUCUUGACAACGAAGCUCUCUUGUUGAAUACUGUCGUUGAUAACAGAUCAAAGAAAUAA